Callorhinchus milii (elephant shark) is the source of this 4631-nucleotide messenger RNA. It is a transcript of the gene efcab6, whose product is annotated as EF-hand calcium binding domain 6. NCBI's taxonomy places the organism in Eukaryota, Metazoa, Chordata, Chondrichthyes, Chimaeriformes, Callorhinchidae. Gene Ontology annotation, molecular function: calcium ion binding. Bases 201 to 4421 code for a protein of 1406 amino acids. The record is from RefSeq and is a predicted model, not a curated record. Gene Ontology annotation, cellular component: nucleoplasm. The transcript has 28 exons.
UGACCCCGAUCCCUGCACACUGACCUUGGCCACAAGCCCUACACACUGACCCCGGCCCCUCACACUGACCCCAUCCCCAAGCCGCACACACUGACGCUGAGCUCCGCACACUGACCCCAAGUCCCAUGCACUGACCCCGGCCCUGCACACCGACCCAGGCCCAGGUAUCUCCGCUGUCCGGUCUUUACUUCCAACCUGCCAUGUGUGCUGCGAUGGCUGCCAAUUCGGAGCCACAGCCGGGGCUGUGCCUAAUGGGCCACGGGAUGCCCAUGUCCUUGCGGCCACAGUCAGCCUUCGCCAGGACCCCAUCACGGAAAAGCAGCAGGGAAAUGCUCCGACCCACUUCAAGUUUAGGCAUGACCUAUGCCCAUGAUUUCAAACAGUCCUUUACAAAAUUCGAGCAGGAUCUUGGUCAAAAAGUGCGGGAAAGGAACAGUGAACUGAGGAGAAUUUUCUGUGCCUACGACCUGAAUAAAAAGUUGGCUGUCACCAAAAGCGACUUCCGCAGAGUGAUUGAAGAUUUCCUGUUGCCUCUGAACUGGAGGCAAUUCAACACUCUGCUGGCCAAGCUUCCUAUCAACAGAGAUGGAACGGUUCCUUACAUUAAGUUCCUGGAUCAGCUUUCAAGCUGCGACUCAAAUCCACCGCAUGAUGGAAAAGACAGCACACCUAAUCCCCAUUUGACGUUAACCCAGUUUGAGAGCCGUCUUAAAGAAAAGAUGGCAACGAAUUUAAAAAACAUUAUCAGAACCUUCAGGUUAUUCGAUUACAAUCGGGAUCAGUCCAUUAAACGCUACAGCGUUCGGAAAGUCCUUGAGAGCUUCUGUUUCACAAUGACUGACGCUCAGUUUAACUGGAUUUGCCCUCGAUCUACUUCCCAUUCCGGCGGCAAACAGACAGUGAAUUACCAGGAAUUCCUGGAGAAGAUGGGCUUUGCCUUCGAUCCUCCCUGCAAACCCCCCCUGGAAGGUGUAGGGGAAGUGCUCAAUUGGGAAAUUCCGCUCCAGGAGCAGAAGCAACAGCUGGACACCUGCGAGGCCUUCAUUCAGGAGGAAAAGGCCAACAUGAAGGGGUUAACCAUUAAUGAGCUUGAAACGCAGUUUCGAAAAAAGAUGCGGAGUGACUGCAAGUACCUGUCUCAAGCGUUCCUGUCUUUUGACUCGACAAGAACUGGCUUCAUCCCAUUGGAAGAUUUCAAAUCAAUUUUGAGCAGCUUUGUCUUCCCCAUGAACCACCAGAUCUUCCACACUUUGAUGACCAAGUUCGAUGUUAAAACAACUGGUAAAAUAGAGUGGCAACAAUUUUUGGCUAAGUUUGAAGAUCCGGCGAACACUUACAAGACGUCCCUAGCCACCUCCCCAGCACGCAGAAACACUCCUGUUGGAGGCUCCGGUGGAAACCUCGUGAAUGCGAGCAGUGUUCUCCAGGAGCUGCGGAAAAAUUUCCGGGAGCAACAACCUGGACUGCGGAGAGUACUUGAAGUAUCAGAGAGUGUGGAGGAAAUGCUGAGGGACAAAAUCACAGGAAACUGGAAAGCCGUGCACCAGGCACUACGUGAUGUUGAUUCCAAAGCCACGGGUCUGAUGAGCUUUGAGAACCUGCGAGGUGUCCUGCACACUCACUGCCUCCCCAUCUCUGACCAGCACCUUCAGAAAUUGUGUCAGCAGUUUCAGAUAUCAGAGACCCAGAUUCCGUACAAAGUCUUUUUGGACAAGCUGGGGGUGAAGGUGUCCGUUAGUGAACCCUCCCCUCCAUCUCCAGAAGCCGAGCAUGGGCCAUCACGGGGGGCCUCCAGACAAGCUCCCGGGCCCCCUCAGCUUGCCAAUAAGGAGUUCAGACCCAGUAAAACCAUGAGUGUGAACGAAGCGAUUACUGAGCUGUGGAGCCGCAUCACAAACAAUGAUGUUAUCAUCAGGAAAAGCUUCCUCAGCAACCAGAAACAGUGCAACAGCAAGAUCAACCGGGAGCGCUUCAGGAAGCUGUUGAAAGGCUGUGGAAUCAUUAUGACAGAUGAGCAGUUCACUAUUCUGGCUGAUCGACUGGGCUUUAAGAAUGGAGACAUGAAUUUCUGCGAGUUUUCUGGACUCUUUGAAGAUCGGCGGGCAAAUAAUCCUGGUGCGGUGUUGAAGAGGAUGGGGCAGACUGACCAGAACACAUGUAACCUGCGUUACAUGUCUGCGGAGGAGUGCAUCCAGCAUGUCAUGAAUGAGCUCAGGAAGAACUAUCUGGACCUGCCCUCAGUGUUUUAUAAAUUUGACAGCGACCACGACGGCCUGAUCACCAUGCAGGACCUGCGGGCUUUCCUGGACAGCUACAUGCUGCUCCUCACCAACAAGGAAUACCGACGCUUUCUGGAAAUGAUAGGGCUGGCACCCGAUGCCUUGCUCACAUACACAGACUUCCUCACUGUGUUCGACGUCAAGGCCAAACCCAGAAAAGGCAAUGCCAGUGUCAGCCUGAUGCAGGACGUGCAGAGUACGUUCCUCGCCUGUGAGCAGGCCCACAAUUAUCUGGCCAGCAAGGCACAGACCCGAAUGCAUGACCUCAUCAAGAAUUUCAAGGUAUAUGAUUGCGAGGGAAAUCUCAUUGUCCGCAAGAAGGAUCUGAGGGAUGUGUUGUACCGCUUCUUCCUGCCCAUUUCACCAAAACAAUUCGAGAAGCUGUGGUCCUGGUAUGAUCCAUUUGGUAAAGGUUUUCUUUCUCAUUCCGAUUUCGUGAAGAAACUUGAUGUGGAGUUUGCUUCUCAGCCACCGGAAUUCAAUGACCAGACCAAUUUAGUGCAGAACGUGGAGAAGCCUCAGAAAGUUCAGAGCAGCGGGCUGGAUGUUGGCAAACUGGAACGGCAGCUAAAGGAGAAGUUCAGGGAACACUAUGCAGACUUCUCCAUGGCAUUUGCCAAACUGGAUAAAAACAAGGAUGGUUACAUAGGGGUGAGUGACCUGCUCAGGGUGCUGCUGGAGCAUGGCUACCAGCUGGACGAGGAGCAGCUCAAGGAGCUCUUCUUCAGGUUUGGAAUCACCAUACACAAUAACAGAAUCUCGGCCUGUGCUUUCCUGAGAGCCAUUGAUGACAGCACGGCCAUCAGCCAGUAUCCAGCCAUGAUUCCCGAAAACCUGCAGUCGCUGCCCCCGGAAAAAGUGAUGACAAAACUCAAGGAGGUUGUGACGGCCUCCUACGAUUCGUGGUAUGAGGCAUUUCGAACCUUUGACAAGGAAGGAACAGGAAGAAUGAAGCCCUUGAUUUUCCGUCAGGUGUUAAACAAUUUCUGCUUCAGGCUGACAGACAAGCAGUUCAGCCACCUAAUUUCUACCCUAAAACUGCACCCGUAUUGCACUGUGGAUUGGCUCGACUUCCUGCGGAACUUUAACAUUUAUAGUUACAAGGCCUCAGAAGCGUGGGAGGAGAAAUUGGGGACGCCAAAGUUGGCCCCACAUGUGACCAUCGAUGACAUCUUAACCCGUGUGCGGGAGGUCGUGACUUCUCGUCUCCAUGUCAUCAAUCGGGAGUUUGCUGAGAUUGACUAUGCCAAUCUGAAAGUCGUCUCCAAGCAGCACUUCAAGGAAAUCUUCUGCAAAUAUUUCAUGCAUCUGACUGAGGAGCAGUUUGAAAACCUCUGGAACCUGCUGCCACUGAAUGAUUUUGGCAAUCUGGAGUACCACAAGUUUCUGAAGCAGUUUACAAGCGAGAAGCCGGCAGGUGCAGAGCCCAGGAGUCCCGGCAAACCUGGCAGCAGCUCCCAUGCCGAAGCAGCCACCAGCCGGCCCAGAACCAUUGCUGGGAAGGUGGAGGAGGGGUUUCCGCGGCCAGGCUCCAGCACCAGUUCACAGACCACACUGAGGAACUGCGAGACCAUCGAGCAGAAGCUGAGGAAGCACAUGUACAUGUUCUGGAAGGAGAUCGAGAAGGAAUGUAAACACAAGGACAGUGAGCGUCAGGGACAGAUUGACAUCGCUGACUUCCUGGAGAUCAUGGAAAAAUUCUGCAUUAAAAUCAAACCGGACGAGAUGCAGUGCCUGAUUGACAAGUACCAGGUUCACAGCAAUGGCCGCUUUGGCUACACCGACUUCCUCCAUCACUUUGUCCUGAUGUUGAAGCCACAGGAGACCAGCCUCCUCCACAGAGUGAAGAUCCCGCAGCCUAAAAUUCCACUGAAUCCUGGGGUGCAGCACCUGAUUUUCACCCACUUUAUGAUGCGAAUCCAGGCGCGAGUAACGGAAUGCUGGAAGCUGAUGAGACGAACCUUUAAGAACUAUGAUGACGAUGCCUGUGGCUGUAUUUCCCUUCACAGCUUCAAACAGGUCCUUCAGCAAUACGGCAUCUUCAUGUCUGAGGAGGAAUAUUACCAUCUCUCGACAUAUUACGACAAGGACCUAAAAGGAAUCAUAUCCUACAACGAGUUCCUCCGAGCCUUCCUGAGAUAGCGACACCUGCUCCAGGCUGACACAAUCCUGGCCAUCAUUAACACGGGAGAUUGGGGUGCAGACAGCUCAAGCUCAGUAGACACUUUAAGCGUGUGACCCCCGCUGAAAAGAAAUACACUAUAACCAAUACACGUUUACAAAGUACUGUAAAUGAACCCAAAGACGUGAUAUCCUCACAUCUGGCAUUAUUAAUAAAAGUUACAGAUUGAA